UGUUAGUUUACAUUAUUUCUAGUAAAGUUCGACACCCAAUUCAGUACCUCUACCCAACAAUUUCGCAGCGUGACUUUACUCCAUUGCACGUAUCGAAAAAAGAACCAGGGAAACGUACCGAACAUUUUUGGCGAACUUCCAAUACAACGCACAUAAAAUGCCAUUAUACCUGAUGGAUGCCUUCAGUCGAACGUGAGAAUUGCGCUACAAGCAUGAUCAAACAUUUUGGAAUUCUCGUUUCAAUCCUCGCAGUCGUAAGCAUUGCGUAUGCGAACCAACACAAGAUCGUCCAGAAGAGUCUCAGCGAAGCCAACGCCGAAUGUGGUUUAUAUAGUCCUUCGGGCCCAUGCCGGGCACGAUGUGUGACGCUGUUGACCCGUGAUUGGAACGACACGGCCGGACUGAGUCCAGUGUACGAUCGCUUCUACCGACCGGAUCCGAACGAUCACUGCAAUAGCAACCGCACGCAAAGAUGUUUGAGCGAUCUCGGAGCAAGGGUGGCUCCGGAAGGCACGUGUCUUCGCGCUUCCGGAUCUGUCCAGUGCUAUCUUGAUCAGUACGGUGAGGUGAACAUGAAUGCACCAAGAUUUGUGAAGCCCACCCCGCUGCAGCAGCAGUUGAUCAUUUGGGAGUGUGGCGCCAUGCUUGGCCUUUCGGGUGAUCAAAUUCUACGUUCGAUCGGGGAUUCUGACUACAGCAUGCAGGAGACGCGAUGUCUCUAUCGGUGCUACCUGAUUCGAAGCGGAAUGUAUACCGACGAGGGCGGACUGAAUAUGGAGAGAUUUUAUGUGGCUUGCGGAGGAUACGAAGACGAGUUCUACCAGAAUGUGACUCAGUGUGCGGAGCGAGUGCGAAGUUCAACGAGUUGCGAUGAUCGGUGUACGCUGGCACAGCGACUGGCAUCGGAAUGCAUCGGAGCGCGGUAUGAUCAAAAUCUGAACCCUGGAGGAGCUAAUAUCGAUGCGCGGGAUGGUUCUACUGUCACUUAUGCUGUUUUCCAAAAUUAUGCUGGACGAGAUAUGACAAACUCUUUCGUACUAAAUCAAGGAUAA
Molecule: messenger RNA, 1052 nt
Organism: Aedes albopictus (Asian tiger mosquito)
Lineage: Eukaryota; Metazoa; Arthropoda; Insecta; Diptera; Culicidae
Product: general odorant-binding protein 45
Exons: 2
Coding region: 177-1052 (291 amino acids)
Biological process (GO): sensory perception of smell
Molecular function (GO): odorant binding
Source: RefSeq, a predicted model, not a curated record